AUGGCCGAUUACAAGCAGCUCAAGUGGGCCGACGACAAGCGGUGGACGAACUUGCGCAAACGUGGCACGUACAAAGCGUUGGCGGAAGCCAGCCACCGAACAAACGAUGCCCAGUGGCUGGCCAACGACGAGGCGACGGCAGGGCGGCUGGCCGACGUCAAGCGGACCACGGCCGCGCUGUACAAAGCGCUCGGCACCAGAGACAACGCGGUGGGCCACCUGCUGCCGGACGGGCCACUCGUCGGCAGGGCCGCGUACUGCAGGAUGGAGGCGGCCGAGGCGGCCGAGCGGUCGCUGCGGGACAAAAUGGUUCGCGGCCAGCACCAGCUGAACGAGUGCCGGCAACGGGUGGCCAACAAGACGGCGCGCCUGGCCCAAUUGAAGGCCAGAGUGGCCGCGGCCAGGGACUCGCUGCCGGCCAAGCCGCGGCGGCCGCCGGUGUUGGAGUCCGCGCUGAUGCUGGACAAGAAAGUGGACGCCCUCAAGCUGGGCAACCUGCAGGCGGCCAAGGCCCGCGACAUUAUCGCCGACAACACGGCAAUGAGGGACGCGCUCAACGAGCAGUUGGCGUCUGACGUCCGUCUACAGGCCACGGCAGUGGUCGAGCUCCUUGUUUACGGUACGGCCGCCAAGCAGGAGGCGGUCGCGUACAUCCGGGAAUACUGCCGGGUGGCGGGCGAGCACGAGAGUUCUAUAAAACGGAAAAAAGCGUUUAAGCAAAUGCUCAAUACGAGAAUAUCGACACUGGAAUCGAACAGGACAAAGAUGCUAAUCAAUCAAAUACACAAUGAUUCUGGCGAGGACAUUGAAUUUGAUACUGGACAGGAUAUGACACCGAUUGUAUCUGAUUUGGAAAUUCGAAGCAAAGCAGGUGAUAAAAACCUGAUGUUGUUGAAGGAUUGGAUCGACAACGGACAAAUGGAGAAACAAAUGUUUGCCAUGAAAGAAAAUGCGGCGAUGUCUAGUCUUACCGAUGUGAAAAAUCCAAUCGAUGGCUCGAGUUCAAGCACCAUGGAUGAUUUUAUAUUUCCCGAAGAAAAGGUCAACCAAUACAAGUUCAAAGAAGGUGAAUCAAGCAGAGCAAUGGAAGCUGUAGAAUACGUAUGUGAGACGUUAAACUUCUCAAACAUAGCAGAAGUACUGCAUUAUUUUUCGUCAGUUAAAAAUGUGGAGAUGCGAAUAAAAAAAAUGAUAAGCAAGCGAAAACAUAUACUCGGAGUCGUAGAAAAGAAUUUAGCAUCUGCGAACGAACUGAAAAUAGAAAGUUUAAAUCGUUUACCAGAAGCGAUUUUGAAGUUAGAUGCAAACAUUGAGCAUGUCAAGCGUGAGGGUUUAGAGGUCCAGAAAAAACAAUUGGAGGAUGUCAACAGACGCAUCACAGGGUACGGUAUCCUGUUCAAUGAACUUUGGUUCCAGUUAGAUAAUCUCGUGGAAAAACUCGAACGAUGCAAGGUCCCAGUGGUGAGGAAAUAUCAACUCCACAUGAAUAACCCGGCCAAUAUAGACACCGAGGUGAUGAUGGACGCUCGUGAAAUGCUAAAGGGACUGCGCUUGAAACCUUGUACCGUCGUUGACGAAGACUGUAUCACAAUCCACAAACCUUCAGCGGUCGCUUCGAUCGACUCUUCACCCGGAUGCCGGACGGUGGACGUCUCUGACAGGAAUCCGGCCGUUGACGCUUGCCGGAAGUUGUCCGAAAAACUGUAUUCCAAGGUGAAGUCGUGCAUGGCACACCUCGGCGGCACCUUCGACGCGAACGACAAAAAACAGCUGAUGGCCCGGGCGUGCUUCGCGUACGACCGGCAGACCCAGUUGCAAUGGGACGCCAUCAACACGAAGGACCGGAAGCGCCGGAUGCGAGCCAGUUUGCAACUCCCGGUGGGGAAGGCCAAAGCCUCGGUGACUGACUCCAGGGCUACCGGCGGUAUAAUGACUCGGGUGCAGACCAAACAGCAGGCCGAAGACAUCGUCCAGUGGUGCAUCACGCCCAAGGACACGGACGACGCGAAGAGGACGAGAAAGCCCAUAUCGUUCCGGAAGUCCCGGAUCAUUGUGCCAGAACGAAAAAAUUAA
This is a messenger RNA of Myzus persicae (green peach aphid), 2073 nucleotides long. RefSeq lists its product as uncharacterized. Lineage: Eukaryota; Metazoa; Arthropoda; Insecta; Hemiptera; Aphididae. The transcript has 4 exons. The record is from RefSeq and is a predicted model, not a curated record. Bases 1 to 2073 code for a protein of 690 amino acids.